Closterium sp. Naga37s-1 is the source of this 3312-nucleotide messenger RNA. Lineage: Eukaryota; Viridiplantae; Streptophyta; Zygnematophyceae; Desmidiales; Closteriaceae. The record is from the annotation of a GenBank genome assembly.
AUGGGCGCAGUCGAGCGGAAACCGCGCGGCGCCAUCGACAGCGGAAGAUGCGGUGCAGGCGGAACUCGCGGCGACGCCGGGACUGCUGGAGCCGAUGCGCAUCGAGCUGAUACCCGAGGGCUGGUGGAACCAAUGCGCGUCGAGCUGAUACCCGAGGAGGGGAAAGUGGACAGCUACCGCAUAGCAGCGGGCAUGAAAUCCCGGCACCCCCCAGGCGUGAUCUACGGGCUCCUGCGCGACUUCAAGCGCGGCCCCGCCAUCUUCCGCCACAUGGACAAGUGCUCCUCCGUGCCGCAGCCCGACGGAAGCUUACUCGUCGUGCAGAACGUCAAGUGGCGGUUCCAGCUGUUCUCGGGGAAAUUCGACCUGGCGCUCUAUUGCCACUGCGACGACGCGACGCGCACUAUCACGUACCGACUGGCAUCUCCUGGAUUCAUGAAAGAUUUUGUCGGCACAUCAACCAUCCGCAGCCUUUCCCUCCCUCACGCCCCACCAUCCUCCUCCUCCUCCCUGCCUCUCACCGUUCCCGGCACACGCGCUAUCAGCCGCCCCCAGCCUCUGCUACAGCCAGAGCUACAGCCCCAUGCACCUCAGCCUAAGUCCUUGCAUCCGGCGCUACAGAUGAAGCCGCUACAGCCGCGCCUCCCGCUACAGCAGCGGCUGCUACAGCUUCAGCAGGCGAUUCCCCUCGGCCGCUUCCCUGCUCAGCUGCUGGCGUUCGGCCGAGUGGCUGUGGGCGAGCCUCGGAUCGAAGGCGAGGGGGUAGGAGGGGGGAUUAUGGGUGGAUGGCCAAGGAUGGGUGAUGGAGCUGCUGGUGCUGUGCCCAUGGUUGCGGCAGCAGGAGCAGUAGGAGCACCAGUAGCAGCAGGAGCAGGAACAGGAGGAGCAGUAGGGAGCAUGGGAGGAGGAGCUAAAAUAGGAGGGGUCGUUCAGUGGAAGGGUGGCGUGUCUGCAGGUGGUGCUUCGGAGCUGGUGAAAUGUGGACCGUCGGAUUGUGGGUCGGAGAUCGAGAUCGUCCAGAGGGUCGAACCAUCCAACUUGCCGCUUGGUCCUUUGAGUGAGUGCCCUGCCUCCCCUGCCUGCCCCCAAGUGUGCGUGCGUGCCCCAUUGCUUCUACCUAUGCUCGCUCCACUCCUCAUGUGGUUGUUGCACUGCGCCCCAGCAUUCAUGUGCUUCUGCCGGACACCUCCUCCCCCGCCUCCCCCCACGUCCGAUCCCCCGUUGCCCCCUCCCCCGCCCUUCCCACCCGCGCAUUCCGCGCUUCCGCCUCCCCCGCCUCCCCCAUCCGGCUCGGGGACUCUCGCACUUCCGCCACCCCCUUCCGGCCCGCAUCCUCCGUCGGCGGAGAAGGGCCGGCAUGCAGGGGGGGAUGGGCGGAGAGACAAGCGCGGAGCUGGCGGGGAUGGGGGAGACGGCGGGCGGAGAGACAGGCACCAGCAUAGUCACCACUCGCAACAGUCACAGCAUCACCAGCAGAAGCCGUCACAACCAGGAUCACAGCCGCACAGUCAGCAGCACCAGCUGCAACAGCACCAACACCAACAGCAGCAUCACCAGCAGCAGCAGCAGCAGCAGCAGCAGCAGCAGCAGCAGCAGCAGGGGGAGAAGCACAGGCACUCCGCGCAUGCGCAGGCUGUGGGGAAGAGCAGCCACGCGGGCGGGGGGGUUGGGGGAAGCGGGGCGCUGGUCCCCGCGCGGGGUAGGGACGCGUCCGCGGGAGCAGCUGUUGGGGGAAGCGGCGCAGCAGGCGCAGCAGCAGGGGGGGCUAAGGACGAGAACCGGUUGAAACGGCCGUCGACGUUCCUGUGUAGAGUUCACCAACAGCCUACCAGAGCCAGCAUCACUCACAGCCGAAGCCGCUGCCUCUCGGGGGGGACCCCCACCGAUACUCCGCCUCACACUCUCUAUCUCCCCCACUACCUUCCCCAACUCACCCCCCUCCUCCUUCCCUUCCUCAGGUUCACUAAUACCCUGCCCGAGCCAGCAUCACAGCCGAAGCUGCUGCCUCUGGGGGGGGACCCACACCGCUACUCGGCCUACCACGUGUCGACUCUAGAGGCGGACCACCGGCAUCGCCUGCACGUGGAGCCGGAUUUAGGGAUCCCAUUGGACCUGCUCGACCUAUCCGCCUACUGCGCCCCGCCCCCCUCUCAGCGCCCACCACUCCACCCGGCAGACGCGGAACUCCUGAGGGACGAUGAUGCGAGUGUGAAGCACAGGGAGGGCGCGGGGGCAGCAGCAGGGGGGGCGGGUGCGUUGCGAGUGAAGGAGAGACCUACUGAUGCUGGGCUGAGCUGGCUCGUGCACACUCAGUACAUCUCCGCUGCUGGCUCUGGCAGUGCUCCCAAGAAGAGGGUGCUUAAUGAGAAGGAGGCGAAGCUGCUGGCGCUGCAGCUGGAGUUGGCAGAUGAGCAGAUGUACAGUACAAGGGAGGGGCAGAUCCGGUACAUCGAGGAAUCUUUUCAGGCUGCCCGGAAGCCGCCCGUGCACCCGUCAAACCCGAGCCUGGAGGCAGUGGAGGUGUUGCCGGUGCUGCCGCUGUUCUCCCUGGCGGGCCGCCAGUUUGUGCACCUCGUGUUUGACGACACGCCUCUUGCGGAUUCGCCUGCACACAUGCAUCUGAAGGAGGAGCAGAAGAAGGAAAUGGAGGCCAGGGCGAUCAUGAAGAAUUUCAAGGUGGCAGCACCGGGGGGAGGGGAGCCACAGUCGUUUGUGGCCUACAUGGUUCCCAACAAGCGCGAGCUGGGGAGGAAGCUGAGGGAAGGGGAGAGUGCUCGGUAUGACUGGGUGCGAGAAUACCACUGGAAGGUGGCCAAGGGGGAGCAAGGUCGAGGAACCUUCCUCUUCUGUUUCAACAAGGACAGUGUGAAUUACCUCCCAAUCAACACGAAGCUCACAGUGGCAAAGAGAAAGGCCAAGGAGGGAGGCAAGGCGAAGGGCGAGGAGGGAGAGAGAGUGGAGUUGCCCGUUCCCUCCAAGAUCACAGUACGGAACCGAUCAGGGGAAGACGCAGAGGAGGAUGAUGAGAGAUGCUUUUUGAGAAUUCUCUUAAGUGUCUUGCACGUAUGUUCCCUUCUCUGCACACUUGCUGCUCCCUCCCUUCCACCAGAUCACAAUAUGAGAAUCGGCAGAGUUGGUGGACAGGGGGAGAGGGGUGGUGGUGGAAGGGCGGAUGGAAGUGAAAAUGAGGGAGAUGGGCACAAAACGCAGCGGGAGCACAGCACAGGGCAGACAGUGGCAGUAGUGGUGGUGGCAGUGGUGGCGGAAGGGGUGGGAGGGGUGAUGGUGGGGAUGGGAUGGGGGCAACAGUGA